Parnassius apollo (apollo) is the source of this 1020-nucleotide messenger RNA. The record is from the annotation of a GenBank genome assembly. Lineage: Eukaryota; Metazoa; Arthropoda; Insecta; Lepidoptera; Papilionidae.
AUGUCGAAUCAAGAAGAGAUAACGACUGAUUUCAAGGCGAACAAGACGUGGAGAAUCAUGAAAAACGUAGUCGUUAUCAGCUUAGCUUUCAUGGUUCAUUUCACAGCGUAUAGUGGCGCAGCAAAUUUACAAAGCUCUAUCAAUGCAGAAGCUGGUUUGGGUACAGCCUCCUUAGCCGCAGUAUAUGCGGGAUUGAUUUUCUCAAGUAUUUUUCUGCCCACUAUCGUUAUCAAAUGGUUGGGCACGAAAUGGGCGAUGGUAUUGUCAUUCUUGUCUUACAUGCCAUACAUCGCUGUACAGCUGCUGCCACGCUUCUGGACCUUGAUCCCCGCUGGCCUCAUCCUAGGCCUCGGUGGGGGUCCACUGUGGUGCUCCAAAUGUACUUAUUUGUCCGUGGUUGCAGAGGCUCAUAGCAAGAUUUCUAACAUUCCAGCCGAAGCCUUGUUCAGUCGUUUCCUUGGAGUAUUUUUUAUGAUCUUCCAGCUGAAUCAAGUAUGGGGAAACCUCAUUUCGUCCCUGGUUUUAUCAUCGGGAGACAACAAAGCUGCAGUAACUGCUUUAAACGAGACUCAGAUUUCAGAGUUUUGUGGAGCUAACUUUUUACCUAGCGCGGAUGCUGGUGAUGCUUUGCAAACUCAACCGCCUGAGAGGAUUCAAAUGAUAGCUGGUAUAUACUUAGCGUGUAUGGCUGGUGCUGCACUCAUUGUUGCAGUCGGAGUGGAUUCUAUGAAAAGGUACGACAAUAGACGCUCUGGGUCCAGCUCUGGUCUAUCCAGCAUCGCGCUUCUUUCUGUCACAAUUAAGCUGUUGAUAGAGCCGAAUCAAUUGAUGCUUAUCAUUAUAAACGUGUUCAUCGGCCUACAACAAGCAUUCUUUGGAGCAGAUUUUACAGCUAACCAGAUGCAGGCUGUAUCCAUCGGCUCCCUGCUCGUCUCAUCAGUUUAUUACUUCAUACUAUCGGGAAUGCCCUACAAAUCGCUUGCUGGUAUGAUGCUGCCAGUUGCCAGUUUCAAAGUUUAG